Molecule: messenger RNA, 345 nt
Organism: Blepharisma stoltei
Lineage: Eukaryota; Ciliophora; Heterotrichea; Heterotrichida; Blepharismidae
Source: the annotation of a GenBank genome assembly
AUGGAAGCUGAAGAAAAAAUUGUCUCAGAGUUGAAUAGAAUUAAAGAAAUCUCAGCCAACCUUCAGCCAAGAGCUGUUUAUUUAGCUGGAUGCAUAAGAACUAAAACAUCUUUAUCGCCAGAAGUCAUCUACACCUUUAUUAAUAAACUUUAUGACUCAGUCAAGAUUGGUGUGAUAUCAGAAGAAAAUCAGCAUAAAAUUGAAAUAAAACUUUAUCAAGGAAAAAUUGGAGAAGCAAAUGAAAUGCUUAAUGCAUUGCCUCUUAAAAAGAGCACAAAUCCUAAACUUCCUUCUACAGAACUAAUAGCAGCUUCUCCAAAUGGGAAUACUUAUCAAUUCAAAUAG